Molecule: messenger RNA, 759 nt
Organism: Durusdinium trenchii
Lineage: Eukaryota; Dinophyceae; Suessiales; Symbiodiniaceae
Source: the annotation of a GenBank genome assembly
AUGAUGAUGAUAGAAAGUACAGAGUCAACAACCAUGAGUCCGUAUCCAUCUACUGAGUCAAAGGUAGAUCCUUCCCUUCUAAGGAUGGUUUGGUGUCCCCUCAUCAAGUUCAUCUCUCAUCAAGUCCCUCAUACCGCAGAAUGGCCGCGGUUCGACCACCGCUCACCGGCCUGCAGAAACUGGACGUGCGUUCGCAUCUCCAGCGUCAGCAUGGAGUGUGUCCGGAGGGCAUGGGUCAGGCACUGUUCCGAAAAAAUGGGACACAGUUCAGAGCGGAGGUCGGCAUGGACACACCGAGAUCACACAGAGGUUUGCAGAAAAGGAUCGUUGUUGCUGCAAGAAUGCUUUUUUUGUCAUCCGACAUCUUCUGGCAUAGUUUGUGCGACUGGUAGAGUAAGAGCAGGUGUGCAACUGCAAUGUAUUCCAUCAGCAGCAAACUUGUUCCUUUGUAAUACAAUAGAUCAGGCCCGAUUCAAUGACAUUAAAGUGCAGAGUAUCAACGUAUCCAGUCAUGUUUCUAAUGAUGACUUGGCCUGGCAAGAUUGGUUACAUGGCAAACAUGGAACAUCACCAGAACUACACACCAUCUUCGACAUCCGUUGGUACAUGCCGGACCGUGCGGUGCAUGCCUUUGCCUUUGCCAGGAUGCCUUCCGUGGAAUCCGAAGGAGUCGAGUGGAGUCUUGGAACAUGUGAAGAAUCGAAGAGACUCGAGUCAGAGAGUCAAUUAAGUCAAGGAGAAUCCUGGCAGAUACAAUGA